GUUAACCUCUGUCUGGUAUUUAUAAAAGUGAUAUCGCAUGGGUCUUUGUAUUUCAAAUUGCGAUAUAGUUCCUUAAAGACAAUCUUAAGCAGAUUGACAACAGAACAAAAUGGACAAGACAAUUGUAUUUCUGUGUGUCAUCGGGGUAAUUUUGCUGACCAUAGGUGAAAGUGAAGGACGAAGAUUCAGAGUACGAAUUAGAACCUACCGCGGAGGGAGCUACUCGGGUGGCUCUUCUUCUUCAGACGACACUGAUCUAGCUUUAAUUCUCGGCCUCAGCAUUGGCAUUCCAGUUGGAAUCAUCUUCCUCGUCGUGGCUACCAUUUGCUGCAUUGCCUGCUGUAGCGUCUGUUUCGAGAGUUGCUGUGGUAAGAAGAAACCCGAAGAGGACAAAGCGGUGGAAAAUAACAAUGCCAUGUUUGCCGCAUUCGAAACAGAAGCAAACGGCGGACCUGGUAUACACGAACCUGGGGUCCAUCUUACCGGAUCAGACACCGCAUAUUUCUCAAACAACAGCCAGCAACAGAACUCGUAUUGGACACAUGACCAGCCGCCGGCCUAUGGGGAUGCCAGUUUUUACCCAUCUCAGCCCUUGAAUGCCGGUGACACCAAAUUCCCCUCUGCGCCUGAGUACACGCCAAACGGCAAUGCAUCAGCCUGCAACAACAGUGGUGGCAGCGGUGGGAUUAGUUCUAUAAGUGGUGGCGGUGGGAUGGACUACACUCCCAGCAGUGGAUAUACUGGACAUGAUUAUAGUUCCCCUAGCAGCGGCGGUGGUGACGCAGGUUGUACCAGUAGCUCAAGUAAUGACACUGGGGGCGGUGGAUGUUCUUCCUCUAAUGACUUUUAGAUUUUUACUGUGAUAUCUAUUUAUUCCUGUAUUUGUAAUCGAAAGCUUAGGCUUUGAAAUAUAUCUCCGUGUUUUUUUUUUUUUUAAUUUUAAUUUGCUCAAUGUCCAGUUCGCUCAAAGAUAAUCAUCGAAAUGUUAAGCAAUUUAGUUCAUCACUAUAUAAACUCACUGUUGUCUUUAUAAUAGUUGCUAAGAAAAGGUUUCUAUUCAUGGAGAAGACAAUUGAAAGGCUUGUAUCAAAGGAUAGUGUGUAAGUGAAAUUAAUUUCAAGGGAUUUAAAAAUACUCGUGACAACUGUCCUUUUAAUCCAUUUGUUUCUAAAAAACUUUUACAUAGGCCUACGGCAUAACUUAUUGCUAUCUACCGUGAGUGUAUUUUGUAUUUAUUUAAAGUCCUCAUUACACUCAAGAAAAUUUAGAUCUGAAAAAAAAGAGGCUAAAACCGGUGUUUGCUCGAGUCAUACAUGUAUGUUAUAAAACAGUUGACUUGACAUGUCUUACUAGAUAUUUCAAAUGUUACUCCAAACAUCUGGUAAUUUUAUUGGCCAAACAAUAAGACUUUUUUACCAUUGUUCGUAAUGAAAUUCCUAAUCUAGGAAGUUUUUUUUUAAUUUUUGACUCGUCAUAAUGCGUUCUGAUUAUUUUAAACGUGAUGCUAGGACCUCUGUGAGCGUCAAUUGUCACGUAUGACGUAUAGGUCUUUGAUCCUGGUGCCAUUGUUGAACUUAUUUUCGUUUUUUAUGCUGUUUUAUACAUGUAUUUUGCAUAAAUACUGCUGACCUUUG
Molecule: messenger RNA, 1634 nt
Organism: Lingula anatina
Lineage: Eukaryota; Metazoa; Brachiopoda; Lingulata; Lingulida; Lingulidae
Source: RefSeq, a predicted model, not a curated record